This is a messenger RNA of Drosophila innubila, 1141 nucleotides long. RefSeq names its product microfibril-associated glycoprotein 4. The record is from RefSeq and is a predicted model, not a curated record. The coding region runs from base 30 to 1073 and encodes 347 amino acids. Lineage: Eukaryota; Metazoa; Arthropoda; Insecta; Diptera; Drosophilidae. The transcript has 4 exons.
GUAUAGUUUUUUAUCUAAACAGGAGUGUAAUGUCGCAAGUGCUGCAGUUAGAUGCAUUGGUCACAAUACUGGCCUGUCUCUCCACAACGCAAAGUCAACUAGACAGUCACAUGCUUUCCACAAGCAAUUUGACUACAGAAAGUUGUCCAUUGUCAUCGUUUAGUGGUCUUACCGCACGAAUUCAGGGACUAUCCAUUGAUAUUGCCAACUUCAAGGAACAAAUUGGUAGAUUGCAGGAACAACUUGUGGAUCUUCGUCGCUCGAGUACAUCAAAAAUUUUUACAUCACCUGAGGUGCCCAGGGGCUUCAGCUCGAGAAAUUUUGAUGUGGAGCCACGGCUGGGGAUGAGUGCUGCAGUGCCAUCUGUUGCCAACGUGCAUAGCGAAGUUGGAUUAGGAGUCGAGACAAGUGAACCUAGCACACCACGCAAUUGCCUAAAACAGCAGCACGGCGUGGUGCGUAUUCGUCCACGGGCUAAUAUGGAUCCGUUUUUUGUAUUUUGCGAUCAAAAAAUCCGUGGCGGGGGCUGGACUGUGGUUGCUAAUCGUUAUAAUGGCACCGAGGACUUUAACCGUAAUUGGGUGGACUAUAAAAUUGGCUUUGGGCCAUUAACAGCAGAGUUCUUUAUGGGACUGGAAAAAUUGCACCAGAUCAGCAGUAGUGAAGACUACGAAUUGCUUGUGCAACUUGAAAAUCGCAAGCAGGAGCUACGCUAUGCAUUAUAUGAUCAUUUCAGUGUUGGCGGAGAAUCUGAGCAGUAUCGUCUGAAUGUAUUGGGCAAAUACCAAGGUGAUGCUUCCGACGCACUGCGCCAACACACUGGAAAAAAAUUUACUACAUUCGACAGAAACAACUAUGAGAGUGAAGUAAACUGUGCAGUUUCACAAUCGGCUGCAUUCUGGUAUGCUAGCUCCUGUAGUUUAAGUAAUCCAUUCGGCCUUUAUCAGCGUUUGCUCGAACGUGAUGUUGAUGGCUUUAAGGGCAUAUUGUGGAGCGGUUUUCUUGAUGGACCCAAGGGAUCAUUAAAACGUAUGCAAAUGCUGAUACGACCUCGCACCAUAAACAAUAUAUAAAGACAUCCUUAAUUGUCAGUUACAUAUGUUGUUAUAUAUUUUAAAGUACAUAUGCUGUUUAAUACAUC